This is a messenger RNA of Necator americanus (New World hookworm), 459 nucleotides long. RefSeq lists its product as uncharacterized. The transcript has a single exon. Bases 1 to 459 code for a protein of 152 amino acids. NCBI's taxonomy places the organism in Eukaryota, Metazoa, Nematoda, Chromadorea, Rhabditida, Ancylostomatidae. The record is from RefSeq and is a predicted model, not a curated record.
AUGAACAUGUCAAAUCACGCUGGUCAGUCUAAUGGGUACCCAUCAGAAGUUUUCCAUUUAAAACGGAGCCAUAUAACACAGCGUUGGCACCAGAUAGCAGAAAAGACGGUAAAGAUCCGUUUCAACCUUCCUUUUAUUUCGGAUGAUAUGAGCAAUGCAGUGCGAGCUAGAUUACCGAAGGUGAGCCUACAAAACUUGGUCAGAGUAGUGGAUGUACUACUUGCGAACUUGAAGAAGCAGCUAGUCUGCAAUCGUGCUUAUGACAGAAUUUGCGAGACACCGAACUGCGUCAUAUGUCCGAAUGGAAGGCAAGUGGACUGUGUGGUAACAGGAGUUAUCUAUCUGACCUGCUGUCAACAAUGUGGGGCUGAGUACAUCGACGAAACAGGAAGAGCACUAUGUACUCGGGUCAAGGAGGACUUAGACGGACUCGUAAAAUCAAAAUGGUCGGCCCUUUAG